GGUGGAUUUUCUCAAGAAGCAAAAGGCAGUUGGAGUAGGGGAUGGAACGCUUCCGGUUCAGGUCACCUCCCCUCUCGCUCAAGCUGGCCUUCGCCGCCGUCUCCCUCUCCCUCGGCGUCUCCUUCGCCGCCGUCUCCUGCUCCUCCUCCUCCUCUCCCCUCCCCUCCUCGGCCGCCUCCUCCUCCCCGCGGCCGUCUCCGCGGACCGUAGCCGCCGACCUCCUCGCCGUCCUCGCCGGCCCGCGCGCCGCGGCGCGGGUGCCGGCCCGGGAGGCCUCGCGCCUGAGCUCCUGCCUCCGGUUCCUCUCCCCGGCCAACCCCGCCGCCGUGUCUAGCGCGUAUCCCUGGAAGGGCUCCCGGAAGGUUUUGCUGGAAGACUGCGAUGCGGCCGAGGCGGAUGCGAUGGUGAUGUGGCCGCCGGCGCCGGUCUUGGAGCUGGCGCGCCUCGCCGUCGACUCCGGUGGCGACCCUGGGGCCAUCCACCGCUUGCUCGACCCCACCAUGCUGCCGGUGCCUGAUGUUGAGGGAACGAAGAAGAGCAAAUGCCACCUCACAAGAACACCGUAUGGAAGACACUUUGCUGACGAGGAAAUCAAUUCAUACUUUGCAUUUCUGUUUGAAUUGAUUGCUGCACGAGGACCAUCGGUUGGAUUAAAUGUAUCACUGACUCGGUAUGAUUUAUUCCAUGGGCAUCUCUUCCUGGCAUCAGGGACAGGAAGGCUUGGGAUUCUGUUUCAUGCCAAAGAAUAUCCAGCAUUUGAUAAGGAAUCGUUCCCUUACAAUUUGGGAUAUUGCCAGACUGAAUCUGAUGUACCAUAUGACGACUCUAUGAAUCUACGUAAUAUCCUUUGGUUAGCUCCAUUGCCAUCCAGUGAGACGAAAGCUUGGUUGGCACCAGGAGUGUUAGUCGUCUUGGAUGCACAUCCAGAUGGAAUUAUAUAUCAAGACAUGAUACGCGACUAUGUUCAGAUUGUACGGACAAUAUAUGAAGAUGAUUUUGGAAAGCAUGCUGUUGAUGUCAACUAUCUGAAUGUUGCCAACGCAGCAGCUCCAGCGGAUAGAAUUUUCAUUUGCUGACAUCUAUCAACAGGACUAUUAAUUUUCUCCACCGUGUGAUCUCUCUGGGAAGCAAACACCAAACGUACCGAUUUUUACAUGAUGUGUUCAAGAUCCAAGAAAGCAGCAGUGGUUUGCUAGCAAGUACUCCUAUAUAGUUCAGGUGUUUAUUUCCGAGAUCAUUUCAGAUGUUUAUUUGAUUGAAUGUACAGAUUUACUCAAGGAAGCAGUUUAUGUCUCGCACGCAUGUUUAACUUUGAUAAAGAUCAACAGAAAAUAUUUUGGUUGUAGCAUUCAGUGGAACCAGUUUCCCAUUAGGCCAUGUCUAUAGAGCAAUGUUUGUGGCAACUUUACAUUGUGAAUGAAAAGAGUAAAUGGUGUGCCAUUUUUUUGUUGUUAA
Messenger RNA from Triticum aestivum (bread wheat), 1455 nucleotides. RefSeq lists its product as uncharacterized. NCBI's taxonomy places the organism in Eukaryota, Viridiplantae, Streptophyta, Magnoliopsida, Poales, Poaceae. The transcript has 7 exons. The record is from RefSeq and is a predicted model, not a curated record. The coding region runs from base 42 to 1076 and encodes 344 amino acids.